CUUAAUAAUCAUAGUUUUCUAAUUUUAAUUGUUGACAUAUUAUUGUUACGGAUUGCUGAAUGAACUUUAAUUUGACAGUAAUCGAUAGCAACCAAUCAACACUGAAGACUAAUCGAAGCGAAAAAUAAAAUAGAAAAGAAGUGUUCUCUAAAAUCUACAGCUGUAUGAAUUAUUAGUGCCAAUUGCCAUGAAUUGAAUUGAAAGCGCACAGUAAGCAGAAGUUAUGUCGCUCAGACCGACGCAAGUUAAUUUUGAUGAGACGUGGGCCGGCCUCUCGAAGACGGUGCAGGCCGUGCUGACGCUCCGGCCCGUGGCCCGGGCAGAAUGGAACGGCCGCUUCUCUGACGUGUACAGUCUGUGUGUUGCUCAGCCUGAACCACUCGCCGAUCGGCUCUAUAGGGAACUGAAGGAGCUGUUGCAGAAACAUGUCUCUGCACUGAGGCGUAAGUUGGCGAAACUUCCUGAUAGAGAGCUGUUGCAACAGUACCACCAGGCAUGGGAAUUUUACAAUACGGGCGUGAGUUACUUAAACCAGCUGUUUCGAUACCUGAACCAGCAACAUAUCCAGAAGAGGCGUGCAGUUGAGCCGGAUCUCAUGUAUUCCUCUGAUGCCGACCUCACACAGCUGGAGUGUCCGCUGGAGGUCGGCGAGUUGGCAAUGGAACUGUGGCGCCGAGAGAUGAUAAUAUCCACGGAGUCGCGCCUCAUCCCACAGUUGCUGGCAGCGUACGCGGCCGACCGUGACGGCGAUAGCCGCAAUUCCGACGCACUGGCGGCAGCAGUGCGCUCUCUGGUUGCUGUAGAACAGUUUGCCCCUCCCUCGAAUCGCGAUUCGCUGCACCUCUAUAGGACCAUCUUUGAGAAAAGGCUGUUGGAGGCAAGUGCCCAAGUUUACCGGCAGAGGGCCGCCAAGCUCCUGCAGCACGGGGACGCAGCACACUACGUGAAGGCCGUCUCCGCCUUCCUCAGGGAGGAGACGGAACGAGCGCGCCGCCUCCUGCACCAGACAUCCGUGUCGCGUUUCCGCCAGCGCUGCGAGCAGCACCUCGUUUCGGACCACCUGCAGUUUCUUCAGGAAGAAUGCCAAAGGGCGACUCGAGCAGAAGACAGAGUUGCGCUGGGAUCUGCGUACCCACUGCUGAGGGGCGUACCUGCCGGUGCUGUCGUCAUGAGGGAGGAGCUAGAGAAGCUCGUCAAGGAACGUGGGCUCAAUGAGGUGUGGCCCGCCUCGGGUCAAGCGCCAGCACCUGCAGACUUUGUGAGUAAUGUGCUGAAUAUCUUGGAGCGGUACCACGACCUGGUGAUUGAUGCGUUCCUGGGUGACAGCUCGUUUACUGCCGCCCUGGAUCGAGCCGUGUCACGUGUCGUUAACCACCGCCUGCAGCCAAACACCCCCUGUCCCGCUCCAGAGAUUUUGGCACGACACUGCGAUACGUUACUCCGCCGGACGGGUAAUACGGUGGACUCGGAGUUAGACGAACAGCUGGCCCGUGCGGUAGCCGUCUUCAAGUAUCUCGAUGACAAGGACGUCUUCCAGAAAUUCUAUGCGCGCAUGCUGGCAAAGAGGCUCAUCUUUCAGCACAGCUUGUCAAUGGAGGCAGAGGAGGCGAUGAUUGGCAGGCUGAAGCAGUGCUGUGGGUGUGAAUUUACCAGCAAGUUUCACCGAAUGUUUUUGGACGUCUCCGUGUCGAGUGAUCUGAAUCGGAAGUUCGAAGAUGCAAUACCGCCAGCACCAGGUUCUGCAUCCUUUUCAGUGCAGGUGUUGCAGGCAGGGGCCUGGCCGCUGAACCCGGCUCCCAUCUCGCCAUUUGCUCCACCGGAAGAUCUGCAGAAGCGACUGCAGUCCUUCGAGAGCUUCUACCGCCACUUGUUCAACGGAAGGAAGUUGACCUGGCUGUACCACCUGUGCCAGGGAGAAGUGCGCCUGGGAUACCUCAAAAAGCCAUAUGUUGUAACAAUGCAGGCAUUUCAGUUAGCUCUGCUGCUGAUGUUCGAACGAUCGGAUAGAAUCGUCUGUCGUGAAGCGUGUGACGCAUUGGAACUCAACGAAGAUCAGUUCCGUCGCCACUGUAUAAGCUUGUUAGAGUCUCGCAUAAUCUUGCUCGAAGGAGCGAAAGAUGUCGACGGAGAGGGUGCCAUCUUCCGGCUGAACACAGACUUUUCUAACAAGCGCAUCAAGUUCCGUCUCGGUGCACCAACACAGAGAGAUCCCCCUGAGGAGACGAAGCAGACACUGUCGUCUGUAGACGAAGAUCGUAAGAUGUACCUGCAGGCGGCGAUCGUGCGAGUGAUGAAGAGCCGCAAGGUGCUGCGCCACACCGCUCUGGUCCAGGAGGUGUUGUCGCAGUCGAGCGCGGCGGCGUUUGCGCCCUCCAUCAGCCUCAUCAAGACCUGCAUCGAGGCGCUCAUCGACAAACAGUACCUCGAACGCUCGCCUCGUGCUCCUGACGAGUACAGCUACGUGGCCUAACUGCUAUAGAUAUUUGUUACAGUUAUUUUAUUUUUAGAUUACCAUUGUGGCAUCAGUUGUUAUUGGUAUCUAAACAUAGAAAAAUAUGUUUCUAAUGGCCCUGACGCACUGGUCACAGUUACUUAUUAUUAUUAUUAUUAUUAUUAUUAUUGGGCCUGACCAAUGGUUCCGAAUAUAUUACAUUGAAUGGGAGAGUGAGUUAAUUGUUACAAUUUUUAUGUUUGCUAGUCUGUAUAUUUUCAGGUCGCAGUUGUAUUUUUCCAUAACAGGUUGGUGCAAAAUACUGACUUACUGUCCUGUUUUUAAACUCUUUAAGUGCCAGUGCAAUAAAAUUUUCUCGAGUUUCACGCUGCGACAGUCUGCCGCGUAUCUGUGACGUUUGGGGAAGCACGUUCCCUGCUUCCACCUUCCUGCGAAGUGCUGGAGUCUGUCGGUGACCUUACGUACUUGUCGGCUACAUUAAACGUUUAAAUUCCUGUGACAGCUGUUUUGUAACUGUUUACGAGUGACUGCUGUCCGACCCCUUAUUUAUGUGGCCGGCUGCUGCCACACGGCUUUCACCACGGACCUUCAGAAUACAGUGUCUCGUUGUUCCCUUGUCAGUGUUUCCGAUGUGGGUUGUUGAGCUGCAGGGAUGGCAAAACCCAUAUCAAGCUUCACAGGGUUUGGUAACACGUGUGUUUCAAUUGCACCUCAGAAACUACUUGCUGGACAAAUAAUUGACAUCAUCUCAGUAUCACGUGUUUGCUCCUCAUCGACUGCCAAUUUGUCUUUCUGGGUUAAUUUUACAUUGCAUACAUGUUCGGAGCAAUGUACGGAGACACACCACUGUCUGUCUGAUGUAACACUUGCAUUUCAAGGGAUCAUUGAUACUGUCCAGAAUAUUUUUUUUAUUUUUGCAGGUGAUCAGAAGAAGUGCUCAGUUCUGUUCUUGUUCAGAGUGGAGACGAUUCUGUGUUAGCAUAGUGUGAGAAGGCGAUUUUCCAGUCUUCUCCUCUGCUCUCAUCUGUACGUCGUAGCACUCUCUUGUCAUUAACAUCUUCUGUCCUAUAGCCAUCAGAAGUGAAGGUACAGUCCAGUCAAUCUAGUCACAUGUAUUCUUUGUUCAGUGCAUCAGAGCCCUGAGGCAAUCACUGCCUCCAUAUGAUGAAAGUGUGUCAAUGGGAGGAAGUCAGUCUCCUCAAUGUCUUUAGGGAACCUGGUGUUAUAAUGAAUGUUAUUUAGGUGAGCAAGUCCUUAUCACCUAGCAACACCACAAAUAUAUUGCUUAUGUAUCUGUAGAUGUUUUCAUUGGACAUGACACUGUCUCUGUUACAAUUUCUUCAAAUUCUCCUAUGUAGAAGUUUGCCACAGUGUACUAUAACCCCCCCCCCCCCCCUCCACA
This is a messenger RNA of Schistocerca piceifrons (Central American locust), 3854 nucleotides long. Its product is annotated as cullin-2-like. Gene Ontology annotation, molecular function: ubiquitin protein ligase binding. The transcript has 12 exons. Bases 224 to 2470 code for a protein of 748 amino acids. NCBI's taxonomy places the organism in Eukaryota, Metazoa, Arthropoda, Insecta, Orthoptera, Acrididae. Gene Ontology annotation, biological process: protein ubiquitination; SCF-dependent proteasomal ubiquitin-dependent protein catabolic process. Gene Ontology annotation, cellular component: Cul2-RING ubiquitin ligase complex; SCF ubiquitin ligase complex. The record is from RefSeq and is a predicted model, not a curated record.